Molecule: messenger RNA, 1380 nt
Organism: Elaeis guineensis (African oil palm)
Lineage: Eukaryota; Viridiplantae; Streptophyta; Magnoliopsida; Arecales; Arecaceae
Product: protein disulfide isomerase pTAC5, chloroplastic
Biological process (GO): chloroplast organization
Cellular component (GO): chloroplast
Molecular function (GO): protein disulfide isomerase activity
Source: RefSeq, a predicted model, not a curated record
AUGCUGAUAAAUGUGUUGAGUGUGAUUCUAAGCGGCACAUUAAAUUAAAUUGCACAAUAUAAAUCCAUGUAGCCUUCCUCUCGCGUGCCAAGAACGUGAAAAAAUCUCCCCCCAUCCGAUGGCCUCCACCGCCCCCCUCCACCCUUACCCACCUCCUCUCCUUCGCCCGCCCCUCAAAUCCGCUUUCCUUCCGACCCCCUUUCGAGUCCACCGGAACCCUAAGCCUACCUCCUCCCCCAAAUUCCCCAUCAUCUCCGCCGCCUCCUCCGACCCCUCGUGGGAGAGAGAGGAGGCCCGGUGGCUCCGGGAGGAGCAGCGGUGGCUCCGCGAGGAGCAGCGCUGGCUCCGGGAGGAGUCCCGCUGGAACGCCGAACGGGAGUCCCUCCUCCGCGAGGUCGCCGCCCUCCGCCUCCGCAUCGAGGUCCUCGAGCGUGAGGCCGUGCUGCGGGCCGCCGUCGACCCGCAGCCGGUGCUGGUCGAGGAGGCCCACGUGAAGGAGAUGGUUCUUGAAGAAGAGGUCAGGGAUUCGAAAGCCGCACCGGAGAAGAAAGAGGUCGUAGAGGAAGGGAAGAAGAAGAUCAGGUGGAACUCUUUGAGGAAAGGAUCGGAAGGAGAGGAGGUUCGAGCAAUGCAGGAAGCUUUGCAAAGGUUGGGCUUUUAUUCAGGUGAAGAAGACAUGGAAUACUCCAGCUUCUCAGGUGGGACUGAACGUGCUGUAAAAACGUGGCAGGCCUCAUUAGGGACUCCUGAAGAUGGGAUUAUGACAGCAGAGCUUCUGGAAAGAUUAUUUAUGGAGCAGAGAGUGGGGGAUUCCAGCUUGAAAGUAAAUGUGGAUGGUGCAAAUGGAGCAGCAGCAGCUUCUGUAACAGAAAUUGCAGAGAUCCAGCAAACAGUUGUGAAAGAACAUGGCGAUGAAGUUCAGAUAUCCCAGCAAAAAGUGUUUCUUCUUGGGGAGAAUAGGUGGGAAGAACCAUCCAGGUUGGUGGAUGGGAAUAAACCCAUUAGCAGAAGCAAGGGUGUGUUUACUACAAAGUGCCUUUCUUGCCGUGGAGAAGGCCGGCUAAUGUGCACAGAAUGUGAUGGGACUGGUGAACCAAAUAUUGAACCACAGUUUUUGGAGUGGGUUGAUGAAGGAGCAAAAUGCCCAUAUUGUGAAGGCCUUGGUUACACUAUUUGUGAUGUUUGUGAAGGGAAGGCUAUAACAGAAACUUAGUCUAGCUGCAUACAAUGUUUUUUCGGGGGAAUAGCCGUAUAUAAUAUCAUGCACGUAAAUGUUUGCCAUCAUAUAGUGCCAUGAAUACUGAAUUAUUUUACUGACAGUAAAUGCUGGGAAUUUGAAAGAAAAACAAAAAAGGGAUUUUCAUGUAUAUUCCUUUUUCA